AGCUGGGCGGGUAAACAAACAUGUCCGCCCACCGCAACGCUAGCAAGGUAGUGGUGGUCAAAAAAUGGACAGAUUCUACCUUUACCAUCGACACCAUCCUCAGGGCGGACCUGGAGGCGAACAAUAAGGGGUUUCUUGCUAUACUAGGGGACGGCAGACUCUUCCUCACCACGUGGCUUAACAAGAAAAUAAGUACAAAAGUUAUCGAGGAAGUUUCAGAUGGGUGCUGGCAGCGAGGUGGCGAGGAGAGCGAGGUGGUCAUCACUCGGCAGACUGGUGCGCUGGUCCGGUACUCCCUGCACUUUGAUACGGGGCUGUCAUGCUCCCUCCAGCUGUCUGCACCCUCCCUCCUGGCGCUUAUAAGGGAGAGGGACUCAAGCAUUCGGUCACUGCGCAAUGCCAAGGUCUGGGGACACAGCCAAGAGCACAUCCUGCUGCAGCCCCAGAGUGACCGCCUGGUGCUGCUCGCCACCAAUGCAGGCGGCUGUCCUUCCUGCCAUGGGGUGAUGCGUACACCACCCCUCCGCACCGCACACCUCUGCUACUCCAAGAUCAUCGCGCAGCCCAUCACUGGUGCUGAGCUUUAUGAGUAUGAGUUAAAGAACUGUCGCCUCCAUGAGCUGGUGAGUCUGGGGCUGCAGCGAGUGGGGUCACAGUACACAGAGUGGGGUGCGCUGGCGUGCUCCACUUCGGGGGACACCAUCGCCAUCAUGGACACAGAGAGACAUCUCUACGUGACAGACUUCCGGCAGAGGGCACAGCUGGGCAAGAAAGGUGGAGUGGCCAGGUCACGCGUCACCCUCCACCAAGUGAUAUGGCCCUCCAGCAUGCAGCCGUCACAAAUCAGGGAGGUCACAUUGGGCCUCUCUGACACCCUCCUCACUGUGUUUUGUCUGGUGGAUGAUGGCAACACAGAAUUCUAUAACUACCUGAGCUUUGACAUUGGCCUGAGCAGCAUGAACAGCCACCACCGCUUUGGGGAAACAGUGGCCAUCAUCCCUGGCACCACACACCACCUGCCAGACCUCUUUCUCACCCCAGAUGGCGUGGCGAUGCUCAUGGACGAGGAUGCCUCCAUCAGCAGUGUGGACUCAGAGGUGGACCUUGGGGAGCUGCUGAGUGGGCUGCGGGAGGGCCUGGAGGAGCAGAGCAUGGCCAAGGUGACGGAGGUGAAGGCAAUGGUGGAGCAAGGCCUGAGUGUGUUUCUGGCCUCGUGCAACCAUCAGGAGGACUGGGUGGGUCUGGCAGAGAUGCGGGCAAGACAGUACGGCCAGCUGGCAGAUCUCCUCCUGGGCUACAUCCCUCAGUAUGCUCAAAACGAGAACUCCCGAGCCUUUGCCCUGUCACUGAAGUACCUGGCCACUCACCACUUUCAUAGCAUCCUGGAGGAGAUGAACAAUGUGCUGAAGUACAUUGAUGAUGAGAACAUUUCCCAGAUGGUCCUUCAAAUGUCAGAACAGGUGUCCUUUUACCAGCGCAGUGCUGAGAUGUUACAGCUUCCUGAGACAGACUUUCAGGCCGGCCAUGCAGAGCUGUAUGAUGCGUGGGGAGACAAGCCCAUGAAGAAGAUAGUGGAGGAUGCGGUGAGCAAGGAGUGCCUGAAGGCGGCGGAGUCCUACCUGCAGCUGAAGCCCUGGGUAUAUGGCACAGUCACCACCUCCACCCUGCUGGCCUGCUGCAUUGACGUGGCACGGGAGAAGGCCACAGAGGAGGCUCAGCUCAAUGUUAUGCUGGUGGCUAUUGAGGACUACGGGGAAGCCCUGCACCGGCUGCUGCUCUCCAGCGAUGACCUGUUUGAGGUGCACAUGGUGGGGCGGGCACUGGGGGCGAGGGGCCUGCUGGGGGCUGGCGAGGCACUGGCUGUCACUGUGGUGGUGGCUAUACACAGGACGCUGCCAGACCUGCUCACCCUGCCUCCCAGGCGAUGGGUGGAGCUUGUGAGCCAGGCCGAGUCGUGCCCCACUAAGGUGACGGCCCCCAUCACGGUGGGUCAGGUGGCUGGCUGGUCCAACCUGGCCAUGAUGUUUGUACUGUGUGAUCUCUUUGCCUACAGUGGAGAGGUGGAGACACUGGGGCCAGUGGAAGGUGCAGCAGCCUGGCAGUACCUGCUGCACCAGCAUGAUCUCAGAAACCUGCGGCGCUGGCUGGACCGGGAGUUUGUGGCCCCUGAGGAGGAUGCAGGAGGAGGUGAGGAGGUGCCCCUGGAGGAAGCUGCCUGGCUGCAUCCCAGCAACAGGUUGUCCAGGCUGGAGGGCAGCAAUGGAGGAGAGAGGGGCAGCCACACCCCAGAGCCAACAUAUUCUGCCUUCAACCUGCUGAGUGAGCCGCUCUACAGCAGCGAUGUGGAGUCAUCAGUUCGCUCACAUGACUCACUGGACUCGGCCUCAGUGGCAGCCAGCGAGGGCGACACCUGGAGCGUGCGCAGCUUUGAAAUGCACGACCGGCGGGAGACAGUGUGGCCAGCAGAACGCCUGUGGCCCAUCACGCAAGCCAUGGUGGACCUGCUGAAGGCCACUGACCCCUUCUCAGAUCUGCUGCUGAACCUACUGGCCCAGCGAGGUGUCUUUGCCUCCGAGGAGCGUGUCUCGGCCCCAGCCCUGGUGCGUCGCCUGCAGGUGUCUGGGGCCAUGGCAGCCGUGAGGAACCUGGGAGGGGAGCAUCCCUGCCAGACUUUUGGGAGGGACAUCCACAGGACAGUCUUGCAGCAUAUGACUGCCAAAGGUCUGCCUCUCCCAGCCUAUGACUAUGCUGGUGACUUCAGCCCUGAAGGCAUGGAAGGUGUGGAGGGGCCGGCCUGGACCAGGAUGGUGCAGCCCUUCAUGAACCUCCUGGAGGUGAAGGACAGGCAGGCAGUGUUUCGUGCCUGCCUCACCAACCUGCAGGUGGUAGUGGAGCACUGCCAUAGCUCUCAGGAGGUGCUGCUCCCUGCCUUCCUCACCAUGCUGUAUGCUCCCAGCCACACCCUGAAGGACUUCCUGGACCUGGAGGGAGACAGGCCCACCUCAGGACAGCAGGGCAGUGAUGGAGAGGUGGAGCAGUUGUGUGGCCUGCUGGUCCAGCACUCCCUCACCCCCCAGCAGGUGGUGGAGGGCCUGGUGGAGUCCUUCCCUUAUCUGCACAAGGUGUUCCAGAAGGAAGAAAGUAAUUCAGCUGAUGUGACGGUGUAUGACCUCCUGUCUGGUGCAGUGCCCUUUGACCUGACGCGACUCUUCACCUUCCAGGAGCACAACAGACAUGGCUACGACGAGCAGACCAAGUUGCCGUGCUGGAGUGAUGAGGAGCUGGUGAGUCAACACGGCAUCCACCACAACCUGGACGCCAUGUACUACCUGAGGGAGGGCCGCCCCACCUAUGCCUGCGCUUCACUGCUGGCUGCCUCACUCUCCUCCACAACACCCUCCUCCAAGGCCAGACUGGAGGACUUCCGCAACAAAGUGUAUGGUGUUGCCCUGAGCAGCUGGCCAGACCGCUCAGUGUGCUCAGCCUGUGUGGCAGUGUUGCUCAUGGCCGGCCUGGACGCUGAGAUGCUGCGAGUGAUUCUGACAUCUGCCUACUUGAUCUACUCAAUCCGCACCUCAUGGCGUGGCAAGCUGAGUCAGGAGAAGAAGAAAGGACAUGAGAGCCUGGUUGAGUCUGACAUCAGCUGUGUCCUGCAGCAUCUGUGUGCUGUGGACACCAGGAUGGAGGCAGCUGCCACUCUCUUGGAGAUGCUGGAGGCCAGUGUCAUCCUGUCAGCCUCAGACAGGCUGUUGGACACGAAGGGAACACACGGGCCAAGUGACCUGCUGGCAUCGGGCAUGCCCCUGAGUCCUGUGGUGGAGACCCUGGGCAAGGUGUUCCAAGAUGCUCUGACACAGCAGCAGGUUCAGACCAUGUGUGAAGGCACCAGGCUGUGUGUGGAGUUUGCCUUGCUGUACUCUCUGCCAUGGCCCUGCAAGCUGCUCACCAAGCUGGCUGAAGCUGACCAGUGGGUGAUCUUCCUUGUUUUGGUGCAGGUGUUCAACUUUCCCAAGAUGGAGGUGCUCAAGGCGGCCGAGUCAUUCAGCGUGGUCUCCCUACGGGAACACAUGACCCUGGCCAUCUCCCAUGUGUGCUACUACAAGAAGAGGACGGAAAGGAUGGGAAGGUCUGCCCGCAGCAAGAGGUCAGCACUGUAUGCCAAGAUUGGCAUCAAAUCCCGUGAGGGCUCCCCAUCGUCAAGCCAGAGUGGAGAUGAAAGGGGCAGGAGUUCCAGUCCCAGUGAUGUGGAUGCUUCAACAGUGGAUGAUGCAAUGUCCCUCACCACAACAGAGACCAACCUGGACCUUGGGGUGGACACCUGGCUUGCGAAGAACCCCAAGGAUCUGUUCUCGGUCCUGAUGCAGUGCCACUUGCAGGAGAACCCUCCCGGGGAGCUGAUCACGGCAGCAGCCGCCCUCGGCCUGCCUGUGCUGGCUUCGUUUGCUGGUUGUUACGGGAAAGAUAAUAUCAUUCUGUGCCUCACAGUGUUCCUGUACACAAAGCUGCCACACAACAUCAAGAUGACGCUGCAUCACAGGAUUGCCAAGAAGGACAUUCCACCUCCACCUGCUGGGAACAAGCCAGAGAAGGACCAGGUUCCCUCCCGGAAGAAUAACUGCUGCCGUGCUUGUGACAUGGGCAUCCUGUGCUGUGGGCCGGUGGAGCUGCGGCUCAUUGUGCUGGCCCACAUGUCCAUUGGCCUGGUGCACGUGGUGAGUGAUGGCCUGAGGGCAUUCAAGCGGCAUCAUUCCCUCCAGCAUCUCACCCUGGCCAUCCAGGAGGCCAAGGGCGUGUGCAACCAGGAGCUCAUGGCCAAGCGGCUGUCAGACAGUGCCAAGUUCAUGAACAAAGAGUUGGAGGCAGAGCAGCCAAGCACUGGGAUGGGACCUGAGUGGGCGAUAGCCAUGGCCCGAGACAUCAUUGCCACAGCCCUGGAUGAGUACCUGACCAACAGCCAUCAGCGCCGUCAUUUCAUCUCGGCCCUCACUGCUGUUAGUCAGCUGCCACCAUUCUGCAACCACUCAAUCAACUGGAUGCUGGUGGGUCAGCUAUGUGAGGUGGUGGGAGAGGUCAGACACAAGAUCAGCUAUAAGGAGCUGCUGGAGAGUUUUGAGGCAGGCACGGUCAAGGACUUUGCUAGGGAGGUUGUGGAAGGCCUGAGGGAGAAGCGGUGUUUCUCAGAGGCCCUGCAGGUGUGCCAGCUGGUGGACCUGCCAGUGUUUACCAUCGUGUGUGGCCAGCUGAGGGCAGAGUUUGAGAAUGGAAAAUUGAGCGUGAGAAGCAGCUACACUGGCCUAGAGCGCUUCCUGUGCCGUGGCCACAAGCAGCUGUGUGAGAAGACAGUGCCCCCAGAACACGCCUGCACCUUCUUCACCACCAUUAGUGAGGAGGUGCCCCUGAGUGCCAUGCAGUACCUGUGCCUGCAAUAUGCCCUGGUGUGGUGCUACAAGUCUCUGCCACACCCACACCCCAACACCACUGAUUCACUGCACACUCAGGGCCCCCACUCACCUCCCCCUCAGGAACCAGUCUCCCCACAGCCACACACACCUCAGUCUGAAGACCCAGCAGAGUCCCUCAUGACCACGCUGGAGCACAGGAUGUGGAGGGCAUACAUCCAGUCCCAUUGCAACAAGGAGGCGGAAGCUGGCUGCCUCUCAGUCUCCCUGCCCGAGGUGUUGGGCAGGUGGCCAUGGGAGGGAGAGGAUGGGGUGAGCAGUCUGGACAUGGGGCAGAUAUUGAAGGCAGCUGGCCUCACUCCUGCCUUCCUCACCCUCAGUCUCUCCAACUUGAGUAAUUCCUCCAUGCCUGACACCAAAGAUGGCACAAGUUGCACUACAGCCGGUCAGGCAGGAAAUGAGGCAUCCUCCAGCCAGGGCAACAGUGGGGAUGAGCAGGAUGAGGCCAGCAGUGGACAGCAGGAAGGUGAUGUCCAAGAGGAGGAGGACAAGUGCUGGGCCAUCCAAGAGCUGGUAGACACAUUUAUAGACCGAGGGAUGCUGGUCACUGCCUGCCGUGUUCUCAUUGCCUUUGGGGAGGACAGCAGGAACAUGCAACGGUUGCUGCUGCUGCUGAGACUCGCUGAGGGCAGCAAGAUGGACAUGGCUGAGAAGGAGGCAACCCCACAGAACCCCGUCAGCCGCAGAGACAAGCAAAGAACACUGAGCCGCAGCAGCACUCGAGGCAGCAUCUACAGCACCACCUCACUUGAUGAUGAUCUCAGCACUCACAUUGCCCCCCUCAGCAGAGUAGUGGCUGGCCUGGCAGUGGGACGCAGGACUACGGAGCGAAUCAUUGUGCUGUACAAGGUGGCACUGGUGCUGGACCUCUCCUACUUGUAUGUGGUGCAUCACCCCAACCCCAUCACAUUGCUGUCCCUGGUGCUGCGCCUGCAUCGCUGUGGCAUGGUGCAGCUGGCUCGGGACCUCAUCCAGGCCAUGCCCAUUCGUGAUGCUGACGUGCAGAGCUUCCUUGUGGAGGAGGCUGUGGCCACCAUUGCUGCCGGGCCAGAGGCCACACGCAGCAGCCAGAGGGACUGCCUGCUGCUGUGGGAGGAGCUGGAGGCGCAGUGGAAGGAGCUCAUCACCCUCACCAAGGACCUGUCUGGCCUGGCCACACAGCUCCUGGAUGUGGGCCAGUGCCUCGGCUCAUCCUACCCUGACCAGGUGGAGAAAGUGCACAGCAUGAGUGUGGAGUUGGUGGUGCGGGCACACGACUGCUUCACUGCUGCGUCUAACAUGGAGGGCAUUGGUACUGUCCUGCGCACCGCCCUGUCCCUCACCACCUCACUGGUCCAGCACACCCAGUGGUCCCUGCUGGUCCGUCUACUCAUCGGCAUUGGGAGGUACAGUGAGAUGUCGUACAUAAUUGACGCACUGAGGGAGCACGGGCAGUUUGAGCCGCUGCUGGGGCGCGGCGCUGACCCAUGGGGCAAGGAGAGUGGCCUGGACCGCGCCCUUAUCCACUACCUCCGCUCCAAGGCCCCAGAGGACACUGAGACACUCCAGAUUGUUGCCCUCCACUUCAUGUUGUACUCAGAGGUUGCAGAGAUGUGGGUGACUGAGGCAGAGAAGGCACUGGACCAAGCUCUGGCCAACACUAUAGACCUCACAGCCUCAACCACCACUGCAUCCUCUGCUGCCUCCUCCUCCUCCAGCCCCACCAGUGUGACAACCCCUCGGAGCAGCAGCAGCAGAGGCAUGGCUGGGCAGGAGACGCCAGGCAAGGGGAGCAGGCCGGGCAACAGAGUUGACAGCCCGCCCAGCCCAGGUGUGACCGAGGCCUGUUACCUGGAGCACACUGACCCCAAGCUGCUGACCCAGGCCAUGCAGAGCUAUGCCCAUGCCGCCCAGUGCUUUAUGCAGGACCAGCAGUUUGCCUCAGCCAUGGAGUGCAGUCGCCAGGCUGAGUUGGUGGCCCUGCAGAUCGCGCAUCUCAAGAAGGCUGGCACUGCUCCUGUCCUCAGACUCCUCAAGCUGGGCCAGUCUGCCGUCACCUUUGUCAUCACUCACAAGCUGAGGGUGUGUGAGGCACAGCUGGUGGGACGCGCCUACAAUCACACGGUGGACUGGGGCGCUGCACUCUACCACCAGUUUGUGCGAGGCGGCGAUGAGUCCUACCUGACGGAGUACCUGGCUGUCCUCACCCUCACGCCGGAGGUCACCCUGGAUGUGGUCAAGAAGCUGGAGCACGAGGGCAUCACAAGGGAGCGCAGGGCAAGAGUGGCCAUCCUGCUUACACACGUUGAGGAGUCAGACGCUGUGUACCGAGUGGCCAGCCAGCUCGGAUUAAAGGGAAGUAUUGACACCUGCCUUGCCUCACCUGCUGCUCCUUAUCUGAGGGACACUGUCUUUGUGCAGGGUUGUACCUAUGGCCAGUAAUUGUGGGUGUGUUGGUGUGGGUGGGUGUGGGGUUCAUGUCCAGUGGAAGUGAUGUAAAUGAUAGGGAAUGACAGGAGUGCUGCAAAUCAAAGGGAGUAAAAGGAGAGCAUACAAGAUUGGGUUUGUUUUUCUGUUGCAUUAUAUACAUUUCCACAAAUUAUCUGUAUUUCUAUUAGGGAAGAUGUGCUUUUUAUUUUGUGCAAUUUACCUUAUAAAUAUUAUGUAUGUGAAGGUGAUUUGAUGGUGCGUGUGUGUGUGUGUGUGUUUGUGUGUGCACGUGCACAUGCUCACACCUAAUUAUGCUCUUCAGGAAAUGAGAUCACACUAGUGGCGCCCCAUCCCAGUAUUUGGUUGAUUAUUAGUUCUAACUCUAAUACUCUGAGCACUACUUGUUCUUACUCCACAUGAUUUCACUUACCAUUACACUAAUAAGGAAAAUUCUGUUCCUGUCAACAUUUCCCACAUCUCUCACAAACAUGUCUUCCUUGUCAAAUCACUCCAUUCCUGUCAUUGCUCUAUAUUGCUAUCAAGUCUCUUCUUUCACUCCUUUCCUCUGUCUGAUAACAAUAACAAUGUACAGGGCCUGAGCUACACUGAUAUGGUCUUGUCCAGUAUCUAUAUUUCUCCAGUCUUUCCUUUAGUUGAUGUACACUCCUUGUCUCUCAUCUCCUUUGCCAGUCUAUUCCAGGGAUCUAUACAUCUUUAGGAGAAGCUGUAAUUCUUGCAUCAUUCAAAUUUCACAACUUUACUUUUGUCCUCUCAAGUAUCCAGCCUCUUUUUGUCCCUGCAGUACUAGAUCUUUUCAGUCUUCCUUCUUUAUGCAUGUGUGUCAAGAUCUGAGUUUAGUUUAAGGUACCUUACUUGCAUAUCCCUUUAAUUUACACAUUACUUAUAUUGGUUAAGAAAUGUAGUGUUAUUAUUGCAUGUACUUACUUUCCUUUAGGUUGUGCACCUGAGGACAGCAAGAUCCGAGUUGGACUUGCAGUUAUUGUCUCAGUGUUUUUAAGUUAAUUUAUGUUUUUAUUGCCCACUAGAUGUAAAAGGACACAAUUCUUCAUUUGGACAGAGAUUUACUCAAGAACUGAGUGAGCUUGACUGAUGAUGCGUGUUGUAUUUCUGUGUCUCUGCUUCUGUUUUUCUGUCUGCAUAUUAAUUUGUCUCUGUCUUGUCCUCAAUCUGUCUGUCUCUCUCUCUCUUUCAUACUUUCCUCCCUUUAAUUUUCAGUGUAGGGAAACAAGGAUCUAUUUCACAAUUAUUUAUAACUAUAUUCCUCUUAAUUUCCAAUAUUUCAAUAAUAAUAAUUUAGGAUCCCAAGGAAUAAUCUAAUCCUAGCAUUCAAUAUUCCUUUUAAUUUUCAGUAUAGGAAGAAAUUUAUGAUGUUAUAUGAUUAUCACAUUAUCUUAGUUAUCAGUAGAGCACAGAAUUUAAUGAUCUGCUUUAGCAUUAGUUAAUUAUUCUUGAUUUGCAAUAUAAGGAAAAUAAAUAAUACGUCAUCAUUUCAAUCUUGCAGGACAAACAUAGAAAUAUGUGCAAUUAUAUAUAUUUGAAUAGGUAACAAACAGGUACUUUUUUGUACAUCUACUGUAUAAUUCAUAUAUAUACUAACUAAUCCUUGUGAAAUAUUUUGUGUGUUGCAUUGCAUGGAUCGGAAAUUCCAGUGGCAGCUUUGUAGUAAAACUGACCCUUGCUAAACAUUAAUUCACCAAGAACAAAAUUCACAGUUGCAAAAAUGAGUGGAGAGAAAAGAAAGAAAAUUAACACUGCAUGAAUUAAAUGGGUAAAAAAAAAAUCCAAAAAUUAUUAAAAUCUUGCAUGAAUGGGUACCAAAAAUUUGCCCAAGACUGAAUGAAAUAGGUAAAAAUGUCCAAACUGUAUCCAGCACUGAAUGAAUGGGUAAAAAUAUCCAACCAAAAAUUAUUCAGUACUCAAUGAAUGUGUGAAAAUAGAAAUAUUGAAAAAUUACUCAACACUGCAUAAAAAGGUAGACAUAUCCAAAGAAUUUACCCAUCACUUGAUGGAUGGGUAGAAUGUCUAAAAGAUUUGCUCAACAUUACGGGUUUUUAAAUAUAAGAAUUACUGUACUUUUGACACCAUGUUUGUCAAAAUAUAGGUUAAGUUUUAUUGGAACAUAAGUUGACUGUGCAAGUACAAAUGGUAUGGUGUUCCUAGGACUGUGUAUUGGUAUUAUUAAGGUUAUGAUUUCAUAUGCCAUCCUACUAUAGAAUGCUGUAAUUUUGUAAUUGAUUUUAUACUAUUUGCAAUUAAAACUAAUCUGCAUGAUGAUAACAAUUUUUUAUUAUGAUAACUAAAAGAGUACUGGUGAUAAACACACACACACACAAAGAAAAAAAAAUGGAGAGAUAUUAUGUUCAUUUGUUCUCACAUUGAAUACAUGGGGCUCCCUAAGGCACUAUAUACACCAAACACACACUAUUAAUACUACAACAAUUACUACAACAAUAAAACCCAACAAACACACAAUACUACAACAAUUACUACAACAAUAAACUAUCUGAUAUCAAAACAACAGUGCAGUCAGUGCCAAAAGUCAAGUGAUCUGCUGCACUCACUUCCAUUGUGCUUGGUGUUCUCUCUCAAUCCUACAUCUCUUGAUCUGCUUUGAGUCUAUCAGAUGUCAGAUUUUUAAGGAGACUCAACAAAGCAGAGAAUUUAAGCUUGUAUUCUUGAGAUGCUUUUUGUCUUUACUACUUUUAAUAUCUAUAUACCUGGAAGACCAACACAGAGUGGCCCAGAUGAAGCAUCAUACAUUCAUGGACACAUCAUUAGCCCUGUUGGUCCCUGAUGGAAAGGGAUAGUCUCAUGGACCAGCCUCCUAUACUGCAGGAGCAUAGGCAGCACAGCUGGCCAUAUACUCCAACAGCAAGACUUGACAGCAUAUACAGGCUCCAGUGGAAGUUAGCAGAAUUUUUCAAAGGUGUCUUCAAGGUAACAGUUUUACAGGAUCUAGUGGAAGUUACUUGGAUUUUCAAGGGUGUUUUCAUGAUUCUGGGGAUGACUUAACAGACUCUAGUAAAAAUAAGUGGGGACUUAAAAUUCAACAUCAUCACUUGAGAAAAAUAUCCAUGUUGCCUUUGAAAAAUUCUCAAGAGAGAACAAAGCCUUUAAGAAUACAAACAUAUGAGGCACGAGGCUUUCUUUAAAGCACCAUUCACCAUAGGCGAUUGUGACUAAUGACAGUGAUUACAAAAAUAUCUACUAAUUUUAAAUAUCAUAUAUACCUUAUAAAAAUCUGAUGAGCUUGAAUGACCCACCAUUCUACACUAAAAAGUCUACUAGUAAGGAGAGAGAGAGAGAGAGAGAGAGAGAGAGAGAGAGAGAGAGAGAGAGAGAGAGAGAGAGAGAGAGAGAGAGAGAGAGAGAGAGAGAGAA
Messenger RNA from Scylla paramamosain (green mud crab), 11270 nucleotides. RefSeq lists its product as uncharacterized. Lineage: Eukaryota; Metazoa; Arthropoda; Malacostraca; Decapoda; Portunidae. Gene Ontology annotation, biological process: axon extension; chemical synaptic transmission; axo-dendritic transport. The transcript is spliced from 30 exons. Bases 21 to 7880 code for a protein of 2619 amino acids. Gene Ontology annotation, cellular component: synapse; axon; dendrite. The record is from RefSeq and is a predicted model, not a curated record.